GUUUGAUAGGACGCGCAUGAAGUAAUUGGGCGGGAUGUGCUGACGGAUUGGCCUUUGACUGGAGGAUGUGCUUGUCCGGGGAGCAGAGAGCAGGGGGCGGGUAAGUGACAGUUUGCGAUGGAGGACUCCAUUGAGGUGAUUUUGCAAGACCGCGGCGGGGUGCUUCCCACCAGCAGACCCCAUCCCGUCCUGUCAGCCUGCACAGGCGCUCUGCUCACAGGCCUCUACGGAGUUUGGAGCCUCUUUGUCAUACCUGGCUUCCGCAAAGUCCCCUGGAAACUCAAGGUUCCUUAUCUGCCCUCCAGUAAAGAUCAAACACUGAACACAAUGAAGCUGCUUGAGGGACGAACAGGUCGCUUAGCAGAUCUGGGUUCAGGAGAUGGACGACUGGUGUUUGCGGCCUCUUCCGCUGGUUUCCAGUGCACAGGGUUUGAGAUUAACUCCAUUUUGGUGGCGUAUGCCAGGAGCAAGGCCUGCUGGACCGGAGUCCCCUCCAGCCAGGCAUCCUUUGUUACACAAGACUUCUGGAAGACCGAUCUGUCUUCAUACAACAAUGUGACAGCUUUCCUUUCUCCAGGAGUGAUGGGGGUUCUGGGUGAGAAGCUGCUGCAAGAGCUUCCAGACGACGCAUGUGUCAUCGCUUGUCGUUUUCCUUUCCCUAACUGGCCACAGCAAUCGUCCGCCGGCUCCGGACUCGACGAGACUUUUGCUUAUGACAUGAGCACCGUGCGCUCGCAUUUGAGAAAUGUACCGAACACAGCGCAGAAAUAAGUCAGAGUCUCUCACUCUCAACAGCUCUUAGCCCUCCAGUCGCUUUCUGUUUUUUUCAGAAAUGCAAAAUAACAUAGAAAACCAUACAAAGAAAACACAUUUAUAGAAGUCAAUCAAAAAGCACUUUUGG
Molecule: messenger RNA, 901 nt
Organism: Stegastes partitus (bicolor damselfish)
Lineage: Eukaryota; Metazoa; Chordata; Actinopteri; Pomacentridae
Product: adenine nucleotide translocase lysine methyltransferase
Exons: 6
Coding region: 118-771 (217 amino acids)
Biological process (GO): peptidyl-lysine trimethylation; regulation of mitochondrial ATP synthesis coupled proton transport; positive regulation of proton-transporting ATP synthase activity, rotational mechanism
Cellular component (GO): mitochondrion
Molecular function (GO): protein-lysine N-methyltransferase activity
Source: RefSeq, a predicted model, not a curated record